AUGGCCGAUAUUUCAAAUAAAUGUCAAGUCGGAAUUCUUGAAUGGUUUGUUCGAAGAAGAAGUCUACAUCGAAUAACCACCCGGGUACAUGAAAAUCGGAGAAGAAAAAAAGGUGCUGAAAUUGAAGAAGGCGCUUUACGGGUUGAAGCAGCACCGCGUGCAUGGAAUACUCGUAUCGAUACAUACUUCAAGGAGAACGGGUUUGAUCAAUGUCCCUAUGAACAUGCCCUUUAUGUGAAGAACAGUGGAGGUAAUUUGUUAUUUGCUUCUCUUUAUGUUAAUGACCUUAUUUUUAUGGGGAACAAUGAUGAGAUGAUACAAGAGUUUAAGAGCACAAUGACACGAGAAUUCGAGAUGACAGAUCUGGGUUUGAUGAAGUUUUUUCUUUGUCUGGAGGUAAGACAAGGAGAGACAGAUAUUUUUGUGUCACACGAGGUAUAUGCAAAGGAGAUUUUGAAGUACAAGAUGGAAGAUUGCAACCCGGUAUCAACACCAAUGGAACCGGGUGCAAAACUCUCGAAGUUCGAUGGAGGAGAACAAGUUGACGCGAGCAAAUACCGAAGUUUGGUGGGAAGCCUUCGCUAUCUCACAUGCACAAGGCCAGACCUUUCGCUAAGUGUUGGCAUUGUAAGUCGGUUCAUGGAGGAGCCAGUUUAUUCACAUUGGAAGGUGUUGAAGCGAAUCCUACGGUAUAUCCAAGAAACAGUGUCACUCGGGUUAUUCUAUUCAAAUUUGAAAGUUUACAAGUUAAUUAGGUACUCCGACAGCGAUUGGUGCGGAGACUUAGACGAUCGGAAAAGCACAUCGGGAUAUGUGUUUUUUAUGGGUGACACAACAUUUACUUGGCUUUCAAAGAAGCAACCGAUUGUGAUGCUCUCGACAUGUGAAGUUGAAUAUGUGGCAGUGUCUUGGUGUGUAUGUCAUGCAAUAUGGCUCAGAAAUUUUUUGGGAAAGUUGGAGCAACAACAAUUCAAUGCGACUGUGAUACGAGUUGAUAACAAACCAACAAUUGAGUUGGCAAAGAACCCGGUGAAUCAUGAGAGAAGCAAGCACAUUAACGUUCGCUUUCACUUCAUCCGAGACCAUGUGAAGGAAGGAAGUGUGGAAUUAGUACACGUGGCAAGUCGGGACCAAGUCGCGGUUAUCUUCAAGAAAUUGAUCGGCAUGAAGGAUAGCAGAAGCAUUUGA
Gastrolobium bilobum is the source of this 1188-nucleotide messenger RNA. RefSeq lists its product as uncharacterized. Lineage: Eukaryota; Viridiplantae; Streptophyta; Magnoliopsida; Fabales; Fabaceae. Bases 1 to 1188 code for a protein of 395 amino acids. The record is from RefSeq and is a predicted model, not a curated record. The transcript has a single exon.